Psammomys obesus (fat sand rat) is the source of this 6848-nucleotide messenger RNA. RefSeq names its product PHD finger protein 24 (gene Phf24). Lineage: Eukaryota; Metazoa; Chordata; Mammalia; Rodentia; Muridae. The record is from RefSeq and is a predicted model, not a curated record. The transcript has 8 exons. Bases 1043 to 2242 code for a protein of 399 amino acids.
UAUUACAGCCUUCUUUCUCUUCCAUAUAGGCCCAUCAAACAGCCUGGAAAUAAAACACUAAAGACAGUUCUGAGGUCCCUGUCUGAAACUGCUGGUCAGAGGUGAUUUUAGAGGUUAGCACAUCGAACCACGUGGAAGGCUCAGUCUGCUCGUCAACGUUAUUUUCACAGGAAAAAAGAUGGUGGCUCUCAUUAACACUAAUUUUGUAGCAGCUUCCCAGUUCUCAGUUGCAGUUUGGGUUCUGAUAUCAGAACACCAGGAUUUUAAUCUUAUCUCCACCACACAGUAGCUUUGCCACUUUGGGCAAGCUGUUCAACCUCUAUGCCUCAGCACAAAUCCUGCAAAACAUAGUGUCUUAGCCCACUGUGCUAGAAUGAGCAUGCUGGAACCCCAGAACUCUGGGGGGCUAGGGCAGUGGGGCUGCCUGGAGUUUGAGGCCAACCUGAACUACAUAGUCAGUUACAGAUCAGCCAUAGCUACACAGUGAAUGGCAUUUAAGGUAUUUAAAAUAGCACCUUUGCACUCGGAAUGUUCCUUAUCACUUUGGUGAUAAUAUGUAGUACUAUAUUUACAUAAGUUCUAUGUUAAGGACAAAAUAUCUCCCGUGAGAAGAAAAACAUGCUAAAAAAAUAACGCAAAUUGUGUCCGAUUGCCACAAAGUGAAUGCACGAGAAAAUUAAAGUACCUUAAAAUGUAAUUUAGAUUAAGAGGGAUCUGGACUCGUGCACACGUCGUCUUUACUUUCCUACAAUUAGUUUAGAUGCUUCGUGACUUGGUCCUUCUCUUGCCCUCUUCAAAGCGUGGAGUUUGUUGGAAUGCAAGGUACAGUUCUCAGAAACGCUGGCCGCCUGACAAGCUGGCUGUUUGGCUAGUUUGAGGGCCGAGGAUGCUGCAGCAAGAAGUGGGUUGGGGCAGGCCAGCUCUGCUGCUGGAGAUGGAGGACCAAUAGCCUCCGACAAGGCGCAUCGGCGGGAUGGAGCAGCCAAGGUCUUUGUGAAGGUUCCUCUGGCCUUUCCCGAGCCCAGCGGGAACCUGAAGCGCCAUGGGGGUGUUGAUGUCCAAGCGGCAGACGGUAGAGCAGGUGCAGAAGGUGAGCCUCGCUGUGUCAGCCUUCAAGGAUGGGCUGCGGGACAGGCCUUCCGUUAGACGUGGGGGCGAGCCCCCAGGGUCCCGCCGUGGCACUGUGGAGGGCGCUGUGCAGGAAGUGCAGGAGAAGGAAGCAGAGACGAGCGGCCCUGUGGUCCAGGAGGAGAGCAGUAUCAACCGGGCGGCCUGGGAGCGCCUCCGAGACGGGCGUGGAGUUGAGCCUGAGGAGUUUGACAGGACCCGUCGAUUCACACCCCCUGCCUUCAUUCGUCCCACCCGGAAGCUGGAUGACGACAAGCCUCCAGAGAUCUGCCUGGAACCUCGGGAGCCUGUGGUCAAUGAUGAGAUGUGUGAUAUCUGCGAGGUCUGGACCGCCGAGAGCCUCUUCCCAUGCAGAGUCUGCACCAGGGUUUUCCAUGAUGGUUGCCUGCGCCGCAUGGGCUACCUCCAAGGGGACAGUGCAGCGGAGGUGACCGAGUUGGCCCAUACAGAAACAGGCUGGAGCUGCUACUACUGUGACAACCUUAACCUGCUGCUCACUGAGGAGGAGAUGUACAGCCUCACAGAGACCUUCCAGCGGUGUAAAGUCAUCCCCGAUUGUUCCCUGACACUGGAAGACUUUGUGCGCUACCGUCAUCAAGCAGCAAAGCGAGGGGACAGCAGCAGGGCCCUGAGUGAUGAGCAAGAGGAGCAGGCAGCCCGCCAGUUUGCAGCCUUGGACCCUGAGCAUCGUGGCCAUGUGGAGUGGCCUGACUUCUUGUCCCAUGAGUCCCUCCUGCUGCUGCAGCAGCUGCGUCCCCAGAACUCUCUAUUGAGGCUUCUUACAGUCAAGGAGAGGGAACGGGCCCGAGCCACCUUCCUGGCACGGGGCCAUGGGAGCACCAUCAGUGAGGCAGAGUGCCACCAUGCCCGGCACUCUUGGUUCUGUAAAGGCCCUGCAGAGGCUCCUUCGUGCAACGUCAGCGUUAGCCAUGUGGGUCCCAUAGCAGACAGCAGCCCAGCCAGCAACAGCAGCAAGAGUCAGGAUAAGGCCCUGCUGCCCGCAGAGCAGGCAUCUAGAUCUGUGGACUGGCCCACCUUCCUAAGAGAGAAUGUCAUCUACAUCUUGGCUGCUCGUCCUAACAGCACAGCGAUUCAUCUGAAACCCCCAGGGUAGUGCGGGCACACAAGCUUGGUUCUGGGACGGUGGCACCCUCUUCCUCCUUCCCUUUCUCUGUCCUUUACCAGCCUCUGGCAUGGAGACUCAUGGGAAUGGGACACUGCCAACAUCUUAUUUUGUCAUUAAGCUUUCUGGCACUGAAGCCACCGCUCCGCUCACAACAGAGGCGGUAUAUGUCAAUACACUGAGAAGCCCCGAGAGCCGCAGCGACACCUGCUACUGGACCGCCUCCUUCCCUCACGUCACAAAACUACCUGGCACCCCAUGUACAUAUAUGUGCACACGCACAUACAGCCACAUACAUGCCUAGAUAUCCAUGCCUCCAAACUCCUGGCUCGCUUCUCCGUGAAAAAGGACCAGAAUCCCUCUGGGAAACUCUGUAUAGAUGAGAUAGUCUCGUCUUACUCUUUUUAUUGGCCAGUCCUUGUUUCCAAUAGAAAGAGGGAACAGAUCAAACUCCUGCCCCUCCAGGAGGUGCUGAGAGGUCCCCUGCCCACACUGAAACCCCUUCAGUGAUGAGCCACUGUUAUUCCUAAGUGUGCUGUGGUAUGCUGUGGUGAGAACACUUAAAAAUCAUCCCAGUUCCUUAUGAUAGAAAAGGAAACAAGCUUGUUGAUUCCUGACUGGAGAAAGUGGAGAGAGCCUCUCACAGGGACCCAGGAUUCUAGGCACUUUUUAACCAGAUCAUCCAACUUCACAAGUCCUUAGAACAGGAAAGCCAAGGUGAGACUCCUGGUCCCUAUUUGUCAAAUGGUAUCACAUGGCCUAAAGCCCUAGAGACCCAAGUGAAGCAGAUACACUGGCAAGCAUCACAGUCCUCUGUGUGAGAUGCUUCAGCCUAUCUGGCUGCCUCGGAGGCCGAUGAGGAUACAGUCUCAUGGAAGAGAAGAGAAAGCUCAGACUUUUCCUGCCUUCCAGCCUAACUCAGCCACAGACAUAGAAACACGGCAUUACACAGAGCGGAAGCUAGCCUCUUACAUAGCCUAAAGGAGUUCUGAAGAAUCCCUAAGUGGUCAUGCUGAAAAAGAGAUUUGUAUCUCAACUGUCAAGAAGUCCUAGUCAGCAUCAGAAGGGGGAAAGUUGCCCUUCUCCCGUCGCCUUGGUUGCUGCUUCUGUCAGCUGCUCACUCCAUGUCUUCCCCUCUGUGCAAGGAAUCAGGGCCAGCUUGAGAGGGCUCUGUGGACAGAGAGUGCUGCGAGCCUACCAAGUCUGGCCUGCAAGCUUCGCUCAGCCCCAUUUCCCAGCUCUGAAGCUUUCAAGUCAGUGCAUGGUGUGUGUAAGCCCCAAGACCUAGGGUUCCAGGUUCUGGAUUUCUUUUUCCAUGACUUCGGCAUGGCCAGUUCUGACAACAAGCUCUUCAAGAGAGCUGAGCUGACUUGUGCAGAAGCCUGUAUGGUCUCCAUUUCUGAAAGCACUCACUCAGAAGGAGCUUACCGCGUGGGCAUCUGCAGCCAGGGCAUUGCUAAGAGCCCUGCAUGGUCUCUUUCUGUAGGAACUGCCUGGCCUAGAAUCAGGGUAUUAAACUGCUGGAGACAAAUUAGUUAGGACUAAUACACACAGCUUUUGAAAACUACUACUUAAAGCUGGGCAUGGUGGUACAUACCCUUAAUCCCAGUACUUGGGGAACAGAGGCAGGUAGGUCUCUAUGAGUUGAAGGCCAGCCUUCAACUCUAAAUAGCAAGUUCUGGACCAGCCAGGAUUACAUAAAUGAGACUUAGUAUCAAAAACAGUGAAAACUCCUCGGCCAUGUUCCCAGGGCUGAUCAGUAAGAUGGCCCAUUACUGAAUGGAGUCAAAAACAAAAACAAAGCACAAAGCUCCUGGGUUCAUGGACUGUGUCUGCAGCAGCCAGGCUUGGGGUUUUCCAUUGAGAAGAUUAAAGCAUGUUAAAUUCAAGGGCUCUUGCUCACUGUCCUGAUGAGUCAUCAUCUAUCUCUGGCUGUGGGCUGCUGAACUUCACAAGACAUUUUGAACAGGCUUUGGGAAUUGGACAGUUUUUCUGCUACUCCCCAGCUAUGGAUACUUGCUCCAUGGUCCUUUACAGAUCAAUACCAUGCUUACCACUUUUUAGAUGCUGUUUCUUGCUCCUGCAGCUGAAUGGCAGAAGACCACAGGCCAAAUCAGGCUGGCUGGAUCCUGACGCUUGCAACAGGACCAGGCCUGUUUGGGAUCAUAUAGGACAGCUGGCCUCUUCUCCAUAAGCAUCUGUUUUACCAAAUCGAGGGCUCGUUGCUCCAUAGUCCGUUGUUACAGAAGCUCAUCCCAAACCAAUGUCCAUACUCUCUCCUGAAGUCCCCUGCAGUGUGUAUAACGGUGCACUUUCAUCUACCUAGUUAUAAUCCCUUUCCAAGCCUUUCUAUCACUGUGACUGUCUGAAAUUCUGCCAAGUACAAAGAUUAAUGCCUGGCUCUGGUGAGGGUAUGAGAAAGUGUUCUAAACUUUUCCAUCUUGGCUGCCAAAAAUUAAGAUCAAUGCUUUUCCCAACAACGUCCAUCCUGAACUCCAACCAAGAAAGGCUUGGGUUACAUAUAUGCUUCUCUGAAGACCACUUGCCCCAAGCCUGGUUCUCGUCCAGCAGUUCUCUUCCCUGCAUUCAUAAUUAAAUAAGUGGACAUCAGGAUGACAGCAGGGGCAGAGUUGCUGAGAGUGGCUUAUCUCUGCAUAACCUUUCCAGGUCUGUUCCUUGGCCUCCUUCCCUGAGGCCAACCAUCCCCAGCAAAACAUUUAACAGUCACUCCUAUGGUAUCCCAGGGAUGGAGCAGUUUCCUCACUCCUAGGUACUGAUCCAACUGAAGUGCUCUUCUGUUGAGGCUAGCUGCAGCAGAAGCCAUGACUAUACGGCCUCCUCCUCCCCCGCGCAACCUGGGCUGGCGGGGUAGACACUUGCCUUUCUGGCCCUAGCACCUCCCUAUGGGAGGCCGCCUGGGCCUUGUUUAAAUGGCCAAGUCUCGGAGUUGCCCCACUCCUAUCACCAAAACAGAAAGCACAGAAUUCAACUGCCUGGGAAGAGGGCACUUCACUGGGAAGUGAGUUCCAGGGUUGUCCCAUGCCUUAGCUCAAAGCACAACAGUCAUUGUAGACAUCACAGUUUCCGAAAGUGCAGAAGGCACUGGUGCUAAGAGAAAGGCUCAGAAGAAACUGGUAGGGGCCCAUCUAACCAUGACUACCCAAGAGUCAAAAGUAGGCAACCUUGGGGCACUAAACUUGAGCUGGAAGCAAGCUUUGGUAUUCCGUGUCUCCUUCCAGCCAGCAGAGUGAAAAUAACACACAGUCACGCACUGCAUAUGUAUAAAAAGAGACACAGGUAUAUGGGGUCAUUCACAGACCAGAGCAUGGAUAAUAGUGUCAGGUCUUGUCUGGAUCAAUGAUUAAGAAGCCCAGUUCCAUUCUGGAAAUCUAUUCUGAGAACUGUGUCCUUCGGCAAGUUCUUCAUAGUGCAAGCAUUGAAGAGUGUGCUCUUACACAGGCUGAGACAGCUACCAUGUUACUGGGCAGUAUAACUUAUGGGACCAGCAUUGUGCAUGCCAUCUGUUGUUGGCUGAAAUGUCACUAUGUGGCACAUGACUAUUCUGUACUUGGCACUAAAAGGCAAAACAACCUUGAUGCCAAAAUUUCAGAGCAUCCUGGCAGCACCUGUAACAAUGGCCCCUUUCUAACCUGCCACUUACAGUGAAGUCAAAUCAUCAUGUUCUCUUUGCCAUCUGGAUUUAACUUGCUCACUGUAUCUCUCUUGGUCCUGGUUGCAGCCCAGACAACGGAGAUCUUAAGUGGGCAUGAUCAGCAUAUGGCCUGGUUCCAUAUGCUGAUUCCAUUCAGCCCUGGAAUAGGGUGCGGCCGAGCAUCCCUCGUGCUGUUUCUUGUCUGUUCCCAUUAUUUUUGGCAUCCUUAUAAAGAUGAUAGGUUACAGAAUUCCCACUAGACCAACAGUAAAGAAAAGCUGCAUGCCCUAAUGGCCCACAGCAUGGAGAAGAGUGUCAGGUCUUAUCUAGACCAAUGAUUAAGAAGCCAAAUUCCAUUCCAGUUUAUAAUAGAAAGGGUUGGCCUUUCCAUAUCCAUAAUCGGCAAAGACCUUCAGGUUUAGCCUCCAAUCAUUAAUGGAUAUCCUUGGUUUGUUUCCAGCCGAACAGACUGGGAGGGAGGCUCUGAGAGCCCAUAAGUCACUGAGGAUCCAAGGCCCUCUGGUUUCUCAUGACUUCCCCAUGUAGUUUUCUGCUGAAGCCAAUGUGACAGUAAUCAGAGGGGACUGACCCCAAGCCCCAUAUUCCUGUCUACAGCUGCAUGCUCCUCCCUGUGGCUCAGCCUUCACAGCACUCCAAGCCGGAGCUCCCUGAGGCUGGGCACUGCAGAAACCAUAAUAAACAGAUUGUGAUGUUGUUUCUGCUGCUUGCUUCCUGUUGUUUUGGGGAUCCUCCCAUUUCUCUGGCAUGCCGCAUCACUGCCCGGUUCCUGGCCUGAGCAUAAACAGCACAUUGUAACUUUCAGUCUGUCUUCAGUAGUGUGUGUAUUGUGCAUGCGUGUGUGCACACAUGCAUGCCUACUGCCUGUCAGAGCACUCUUCAGGAGACCUAUUGCAGUGUAGUCCAGCACCUUCCCUCUCUGCUAUU